Molecule: messenger RNA, 444 nt
Organism: Fulvia fulva
Lineage: Eukaryota; Fungi; Ascomycota; Dothideomycetes; Mycosphaerellales; Mycosphaerellaceae
Exons: 4
Coding region: 1-444 (147 amino acids)
Source: RefSeq, a predicted model, not a curated record
AUGCCGCUCGAGCUCCAGAUCUUCGUCCGUGGCAAGUGCUGCCACAGCCACAGCGAUGCUGCGUUCCCGCCACCGCCGCCACCACCACCACCGCCGGGUCCAAUCGACCCAAACAACCUCGACAUCGUCGUGGACCUGUACGCUCAGUCAACCAACAACCCAGGAGUACAGUCACUUAUCAGCGAUAGGGACGACACAGGUCCACCGCAGUACUCGUCGCGGCUCUGGCGCCACGCCAUCCGCUGUCUGCUGGACGGCAACUGGAACGCCGCCACGCACCCCCUUUCGGCGGCAGGGCAAGGCCACGCGGAGAUCGAGGUUUGUGAUGGCGUCUGCCUCACAAUACAAACUCAGAUCGUCCGUGAUGCUGGGGGGCUGCGUGUGCGUGUUCGUGCCACGUCGGAGCUUGGUGUCGUGGGCGAGAUCUGGGUGCGCCGGUACUAG